AUGCGGCUGCUAUAUUGGUUAGCAGCCGUUAUUUGCUGUAUUCCGGUUGGAAUUCGAGCAUGGAAUAUAUUUACAUUCUUUUCUACAAAUCAGGAGACUAAUCAUAUACAACUCUAUCCAGGUUCACCAUUAGAAGCAGAUCCAGCACUGUUAAGAAAUAGACGACAAGCUUAUCAAAUUUAUCAGGGUGGUGAUAAAUCAAUUACAAUGGAUAAAACAGGACGUAUUGAAAGUGGACCAUGGGGUCCAUGGAUAAUUGAAAAACAAUGCUCUAAAACAUGUGGUGGUGGUGUAUUAAUGGAACGACGAAUUUGCAACGGUGAAUGCAUUGGACCGUCAACACGUUACGUGUCCUGUAAUAUUGAUGAAUGUAUGGGUAAUAUUAAAGAUUUUCGGGCUAUUCAAUGUUCAAAAUAUGAUGACACACCAUUAGAUGGACAUUACUAUAAAUGGUUACCGUAUCCGGGAAAGAAUAAAUGUGAACUAACAUGUAAACCGGAUAAUGCUAAUUUCUACUAUAAAUGGGCUGAUAAAGUAAUAGAUGGUACAAAAUGUAAUCAUCGUAGCAAUGAUAUUUGUGUGGAAGGUGUUUGCUUACCGGUUGGAUGUGAUAAUAAACUUGGAUCGGCAAUGAAAAAUGAUAAAUGUGGCAAAUGUGGUGGUGAUGGAUCAACAUGUAAAACUGUUGAAGGAUAUUUUGAUGAACGCAACUUAUCACCUGGUUAUCAUAAUAUUAUUCGAUUACCAAUUGGUGCUACAUCAAUUUUGAUUGAGGAAUUACACUCAACAACUAAUUCACUUGCAAUCAAGAAUACCACAGGUCAUUAUUAUCUAAAUGGCAAUUAUCAAAUUCAGCUGACUGAUAAAGAUUUGGAAAUUGGUGGAACAUUAUUCGAAUAUGAUACACGCAAAAAUUUAGACCAUCCUUUUGAGAAAUUAACUGCUAAAGGACCAAUAACAGAAGAACUUAUCAUUGCACUACUUUUUCAACGAGGAAAUAGGGAUAGCGCUAUUAAAUAUGAAUUUUCGGUACCAUUAGAGGAAGAAAUUCCAUAUGUCUACAAAGCUGACCAGUGGUCACCAUGUUCGGUCACAUGUGGAAAAGGUAUUCAAACUCGAAUUCCAUAUUGCAUUGAGAACGCAUCAGGUCAACGUGUAUCAGAUGAAAUUUGUGAGGAAAAUAAUGUCACCAAACCUCUCUCUGAGAAAGUUUGCGAGACAAUUGAUUGUGAUGCACAAUGGUAUGAAGGAGAAUGGGAGCCAUGUAGUGUCACAUGUGGAGAAAGUGGUACACAAUAUCGUGUCGUCUACUGUCACCAAGUAUUCUUGGAUGGUAGACGAAUGACCAUUGAUGAUAGUAAUUGUAGUGUGGAACGUCCAUCGGUACAACGACCAUGUAAUAGAUUUUCGUGUCCGGAAUGGCAAGCAGGACCGUGGAGUGCAUGUUCGGAAAAAUGUGGUGAUGCAUUCCAGUAUCGUUCGGUAACAUGCCGAAGUGCAAAAGAAGGUGAAGAAGGUAAAUUGCUACCUGCAGAAGCAUGCAGUGACGAUGAAACGAUGGAAAUACAACGAAAUUGUAAUUUGGGUCCAUGUCAAGGACUUAAUUUUGUUACCACAGAUUGGAAAUUGUGUGAAAAAUGCAAUGACACGGAAGAAAGUCGAAAUGUCACAUGCGAAGAUAUUAAUGGCCGUGCAUAUCCAUUAGAGAAAUGUUUAAAUGAAAAUUCUACUGGAAUUCCCAUAGAUACUCGGCCAUGUUCUUCACCACAGCCUUGUAAUUAUGAAUGGCAUACAUCGGAAUGGUCAAAAUGUAGUACAGAAUGUGGCCAUGGCCAUAAUACACGACGAGUAGUAUGCGCUAUUCAUCAAUUAGAUGACCUUAUGGUGGUUAAUGAUGGACAUUGUAUUUGGGAGAAUAAGCCAGAAUCAACUAAAAAUUGCACAAAUGAAGAGAAAUGCAAUGGAACCUACUAUACAGGUCCAUGGAGCAAAUGCUCAGCUGAAUGUGGUGGUGGAACACAAAAUCGGAUGAUUGUUUGCUUAAAUUACGAUAAAAAACCUGUUCCGGAAUGGUGUGAUGAAGCAGAAAAGCCAUCGGAAGAACAGGAAUGUAAUGUAGAAGCUUGUCCAACAUGUGAUGACAGUGAAUUUGGAUGCUGUCCGGAUAAUGUAACGAUUGCAACUGGACCAUAUCUAGCCGGUUGUUCGAACUGUUCCGGUUCACCAUUUGGCUGUUGUAAUGAUAAUGUAACGGAAGCACAAGGUAUUGCCGGAGAAGGUUGUGCCGAAUUCAUUGCUGCAAUGGAAGGAAGUGGUGAAGAAAGCGAACAAUCUAUCAGUUCCAGUGAGGAAAAGCUUUGUGAAGUGAUAAAUGAUGAAACUGGUGAUAAAGCAUUGAUUACAUGUGGUAAUGAUACUAUCACUGAUAACACAAAUAUCACGAUAACAAUGUUACUGGAUGAUGAAGAUGAUUUAUUCCUAAAUGGCACUUCCGGCAAUGCUACUACGACUGCCAAACAUUGCUCUAAAACAGAAUUUGGUUGUUGUCCUGAUUGGAUUACAAUUGCGAGCGGAAAAAACAAUGAAGGCUGUCCGGAAUUUGUGCUUGGUGCAUGCAAUGAAACAAAGUUUGGUUGUUGUCCGGAUGAAGUAACUUUGGCUCGAGGCUCAAAUUAUGAAGGUUGUGGUGAGCCAACUUGCGCCGCAUCGUUGUAUGGUUGUUGCAAAGAUCGCAAAACGAUUGCUUUUGGACCGCACUAUGCAGGUUGUGAACGAUCAUCAUUUCCGUGUGAACUGUCAACGUAUGGUUGUUGUCCGGAUGGUGAAACAGCAGCAUUAGGCCGAAAUGGUACAGGUUGUAGUGAAAAUUGUUUGACUACUAAAUUUGGUUGUUGUCCAGAUGGUAAAACAAUUGCAAAAGGAGUGGAAAAUGAAGGAUGUGGUUGCGAAUAUGCUCAAUAUGGAUGUUGUCCGGAUGGUAAGACAACAGCGAAAGGACUUAAGAAUUACGGUUGUCCUGUAUCAUGUGCUCAAAGUCAGUACGGUUGCUGUCCGGAUGGUAAGACAAGUGCUCAUGGACCAAACAAAGAAGGUUGUCCAUGCCAGUAUACUCAGUACGGUUGUUGUCCAGAUGGUGAGACAAGCGCUCUUGGCCCAAAAAAUGAAGGAUGCGAUGAUUGUCGAUACUCGAAGUAUGGUUGUUGUCCUGAUGGUGAAAAUCGGGCUAAUGGACCAGAAUAUGCUGGUUGUCCAUCUACCACAUUAGCGCCAUUCAUUAUAGGCGGUUCUAUAGCACCAGAAAAAAUUAUUUCAUGUUCAUUGUCACAGGAUCAGGGUACAAUAUGUCAUCCAGGUUAUAAACUAUUAUGGUACUAUGACACCUCAGAAGGUCGUUGUAAACAAUUUUGGUAUGGUGGUUGUGAUGGUAAUGAUAAUCGUUUUGCAACUAAAGAACAAUGCGAAACGAUUUGUGUGAAACCACCAGCAACUGGUCGUUGUUAUUUACCUAAAGUAGAAGGACCAUUACGAUGUAAUCAGUUAUCAGCACGUUAUUGGUAUGAUUAUACAACCAAACAAUGUGGUGCAUUUUGGUGGCGUGGUUGUUUGGGUAAUGAUAAUAAUUUUGAAAGUUGGGAAGAAUGUCAAAACUUUUGCGCUAAUAUUGGUCCAAUUGAAAUAGAAACACAAUCAAUAUUAAAGGCAAAUCAAAUUAUAACAAGUGUGUCACCAUUUCAAUAUACACCGUUUGGUGCUUUAUCUAAACAAUCCAACGAAAUUGAUGACACAUUUAUUUCAAUUGAACGAAAACAACCAUUGCCAGUAUUUAUUCCAAAUGAUCGACAGUUAGGCUUAGCACAAGAACCUAUUCAAGUACCACUACCACAAUCACAACAACCUUCCUCAUCAUCUCAAAAACGAGUAACAAUUGAAGAAAUAUGUCAAUCAACCGCUGAUAGUGGGCCAUGUGGUAAUUACGAAGAUAUGUACUAUUAUGAUUUCUUCUCCGGUAGAUGUCAUCUUUUCAUCUAUGGCGGAUGUGGUGGUAAUUUAAAUCGAUUUAAAACACGAGAAGAGUGUGAAGCUCGAUGUUCACAUAUUGGUAUUGAUAGAAGAAAUUUAGGACGAACGCAACCACUUUCAACAGUGCAACAAAAUGAAUUAAUACCUAUUACAUUGCCUAAGACAGGAUCAUUUGGUAUUCCAGUAACAGGUCGUUCUCGUGAUGCAUGCAAUGAACGAAUGGAUGUUGGUCGAUGUAAUGGUGCAUUUCAAAGUUAUUACUUUGAACGUGCAACUGGUACCUGUGAACCAUUCCGUUAUUCCGGAUGCGGUGGUAAUGCUAAUCGUUUUCAAACCAAAGAGCAAUGUGAAGAAUUAUGUGUGCAACGUGCUUCCGGUGUUAAAUCAGGAACACUUCCAUCUUCUAUUCCUGAUCAAGCAUUCAAUCAACUUAUACCAAUAUCGGAUGUUUCUGAGAAAACAGAAUUAACAUCAAAAUGUGAACUUCCAAAAGAUAGUGGUCCAUGUAAUCGUUUUGUUACAAAAUGGUACUACAAUAAAAGUGAUGGUACCUGUGCACGAUUUCAUUAUGGUGGUUGUGGUGGCACUGAUAAUCGUUUUGAUAACGAACAACAAUGCAAAAAUGAAUGUGGUAAUUUUAUUGAUCCAUGUAAAUUACCGAAAGUAAAUGGUCCAUGUUCCGGUCGACAUAAACGAUACUAUUUCAAUGCUAAAACCGGUCAAUGUGAACGUUUCGAAUAUGGUGGAUGUUUAGGCAAUUCCAAUAAUUUUUUGCAUCUUACUGAUUGUGAAGCUAAAUGUUUAUCAUUCGAUGAACAUUUUAAUUGGAAAAAUUCAUCAAUAAUACAACGACAAUGUUUGUUACCUAAAAUUAAUGAAUUAUGCAGAUCAACUAUAAAACGAUAUUAUUAUGAUGAAACACUUAAUAAAUGUUUGUCAUUUUUUUAUGGUAAUUGUAUUGGAAAUGAAAAUGGUUUCGAUAAUAUGAAUGAUUGCAUAAGUAAUUGUACUAUGCAAACCAACCUUCAAAAAAAUAUUCGACAUAAUGCUUACGCUGCGCUUAAUCUUCACGUGUCAAAUGAAAACUAUCUGAGUGAUAAUUUCGAAAAAAUUUCAAUGUCUGAAACAAGCAGCGCUAUCACAAUUACUACUACAAUCACAACAACAGUGAUAACAAGUGCUGAUGCUUCUUCUACUACAACAAAAUUCAACCUGAAUAAUAAAUCAAGCAAGGAGACUAAUGAUAAAAUGAUAAUAAUUGAUAAUAAUCAAGGAAUGGAAUCGUUUGUUACUCUACCUGAGCUAUGUUUAUUACCACAAGAUGCUGGGCCAUGUUUUGGUGAAAUAUUAAGAUGGUGGUAUAAUUCCGAGACAAAUCAUUGUGAAACAUUUAUUUACACUGGUUGUGGACAUAAUGCUAAUUAUUUUACUUCAGAAGAAGCUUGUUUAAGAGCUUGUGGCGAAUAUCGAAAUAGUGAUGUAUGUACGAUGAAAAUGGACCGCGGUCAUUGUGAAUUAGGUAUAGCUAAGUGGUACUAUGAUAUAAAUGCUGGUCAAUGUCAUAUGUUUAUCUAUACUGGUUGUGGCGGUAAUGGUAAUCGAUUUUCCUCAAAAGCUGAAUGUGAACAUUUGUGUACCACAGAGAUACAAUUUUAUAGUAAUAAUGAUGGGAAAGAUAUUUGUCAAUUAGAUCGAGAAAGUGGUCCAUGCGAUGAUCCAGUAACGCAGUGGUAUUUUGAUUCAAAUAUGUCACAGUGUAUGCCAUUUACAUAUGGUGGUUGUCGCGGUAAUGGUAAUCGAUUUAAUAGUCAAAAACUUUGCGAGCAAAGAUGUUUACAAAAAACUGGAAUGGAAGUAAUAACGAAUGAACGAACAGAAGUUGCAGACAAUUGUUUAUUGCCAUUCGAAAUUGGUCCAUGCCAAGAUAAUCAACAACUAUGGUAUUUUGAUAAGUCACUUGGAUACUGUAAAACAUUUAUGUACGGUGGUUGUGAAGGCAAUCAAAAUCGUUUCUUCACCGAAGAUGAAUGCAUGCAUUAUUGCUCAAUUCAUCUUUAUAAGAAACAAAUGGAAAUAAGCCAUCCAGUGCUUAUACUUGUUGGCUAUAACCCAGUACCACUGGGAUCAACAAUAACAUUAAGAUGUAAAACUAAUGGACAAUAUCCCAUACAAUGGCAUAAAAAUGGUAUAUUAUUUCAAGUAACCAAUAAUGAUCAAAGAAUAUAUAUGAAUGAUGAUCAUAGUGAGUUACAUAUUACUAAAAUACAACAAUCAGAUGUUGCUGAUUAUUUAUGUUCGGUUGGAUUAAAUGCUAUUUUAUCCAAUUCUAUUCAUUUAAAUGUUAAAGAUGUAGAAAUGAUAGAAUCAUGCAUUGAUAAAGCGUAA
This is a messenger RNA of Brugia pahangi, 6405 nucleotides long. The record is from the annotation of a GenBank genome assembly. NCBI's taxonomy places the organism in Eukaryota, Metazoa, Nematoda, Chromadorea, Rhabditida, Onchocercidae.